Messenger RNA from Colletotrichum truncatum, 294 nucleotides. RefSeq names its product mitochondrial 37S ribosomal protein mS37. Gene Ontology annotation, biological process: mitochondrial translation. Gene Ontology annotation, cellular component: mitochondrial small ribosomal subunit. NCBI's taxonomy places the organism in Eukaryota, Fungi, Ascomycota, Sordariomycetes, Glomerellales, Glomerellaceae. Gene Ontology annotation, molecular function: structural constituent of ribosome. The record is from RefSeq and is a predicted model, not a curated record.
AUGGCCAAACAACCUAUGCGUCUUCCCCCUAUCAAGGUGUUGCGUGUGAAGCAGCCCAACAAGCAAGCCGCCAACCCAUGUGUGCAGGUCAUGACCUCCGUUCUCGCUUGCUGGGCCUCCGCAGGCUACAACACACAAGGCUGUGCCGCCCUCGAGAACUCGCUGCGUGCCUGCAUGGACAAGCCCAAGGAGCCCAAGCAGGCUUCUUCCACCAUCAACUACCACCUCGGCCGCAUGUACGACCGCGUGAUCCCUCACAAGAAGGACAUCAAGCCCACCAAGGGCAACCAGUGA